CGGGCGUGCGAGGGAGGGGGGGCGAGCGGCCCAAAAUGGCGGCCGCGUCGCUGUUGGUGCGGCUGACGAGGCGCCCGACCCGGCGCGAGCGACGACAAUAGAGAGCAGGGGAAGGAGCGGCCUCCUCUCUCUCCCGCCCCCUCCUUCCUCGCCUCUCGCUGGUGCUCCUCCUCAGCCGCCGCCGCCGGUCUAGCAUGGUGCGGGUCCGCCGCCGCUGGGCCCCUUCCGCCGCCCCGACCUGACCUCUCCUGCUCCCUCGUCGCCGCCGCCGCCGCGCCGGGGUCCCUUCGGCCGCCAACAUGGGCGAGAGGCUGGAGCUGCGGCUCAAGUCGCCCGUGGGAGCCGAGCCGGCCGUCUACCCGUGGCCCCUGCCCGUCUACGACAAACACCACGAUGCUGCUCACGAAAUCAUUGAGACAAUUCGGUGGGUCUGCGAAGAAAUUCCAGACCUGAAGCUUGCUAUGGAAAACUAUGUUUUAAUUGACUAUGAUACUAAAAGCUUUGAAAGCAUGCAGAGGCUUUGUGACAAAUACAACCGUGCCAUCGAUAGCAUUCACCAGCUGUGGAAAGGAACCACGCAGCCCAUGAAACUGAACACCCGCCCCACCAAUGGGCUCCUGCGCCACAUCCUGCAGCAAGUCUAUAACCACUCGGUGACCGACCCCGAAAAACUCAACAACUAUGAACCCUUUUCCCCGGAGGUGUAUGGCGAAACUUCCUUUGACCUGGUUGCUCAGAUGAUCGAUGAGAUAAAAAUGACCGAGGACGACCUGUUUGUAGACUUGGGCAGCGGUGUGGGCCAAGUCGUUCUUCAGGUAGCAGCGGCCACAAACUGCAAGCAUCACUAUGGCGUGGAGAAAGCAGAUAUUCCGGCCAAAUACGCGGAGACGAUGGACAAAGAAUUCAGAAAGUGGAUGAAAUGGUAUGGGAAAAAACAUGCAGAUUACACACUGGAAAGAGGCGACUUCCUCUCGGAAGAAUGGCGGGAGAGGAUCGCAAACACAAGUGUUAUUUUUGUGAAUAACUUCGCCUUUGGACCUGAGGUGGAUCAUCAGCUGAAGGAGCGAUUUGCAAACAUGAAGGAAGGUGGCCAGAUUGUAUCCUCGAAACCUUUUGCACCGUUGAACUUUAGAAUAAACAGUCGAAACUUGAGUGAUAUCGGCACUAUUAUGAGAGUCGUAGAACUGUCACCACUCAAAGGGUCUGUCUCAUGGACUGGGAAACCUGUUUCUUACUACCUGCAUACUAUCGAUCGAACCAUACUUGAAAACUACUUCUCUAGUCUCAAAAAUCCAAAACUCAGGGAGGAACAAGAGGCAGCUAGACGUCGGCAGCAACGAGAAAGCAAGAGCAACACCACAACGCCAACAAAGGCCCAAGAGAGCAAGGACUAUGGUGCUGAAGAAGAGGUGGCCCCCGGGGCCAAUGCCAUCAAAAAGCCAUCUCCGUCCAAACCCCGCAAGAAGAAGCUGAGCAAGAAGGGGAGGAAAAUGGCCGGCAGGAAGCGCGGGCGCCCCAAGAAAAUGAACAUUGUGAGCUCAGAGCGCAAGCCCAAGAGGAAUCAGACAGCCCUGGAGCUCCUCCACGCUCAGACCGUUUCACAGGCCGGCUCAUCUUCUCCUCAGGAUGCUUACAGGUCGCCUCAUAGCCCGUAUUACCAACUACCUCCUAAAGUGCAGCGGCAUUCGUCAAACCAGCUGUUGGUGACCCCCACCCCACCUGCACUCCAGAAGCUGCUAGAUUCGUUCAAGAUCCAGUACAUGCAGUUCAUGACGUACAUGAAGACUCCUCAGUACAAGGAGAACCUUCAGCAGUUACUGGAACAGGAAAAGGAGAAGAAUACUCAACUUCUGGGGAAGGCCCAACAGUUGUUUACUCACUGCCAGGCUCAGAAGGAAGAAAUCAAGCGGUUGUUCCAGCAGAAACUAGAUGAGCUGGGUGUUAAGGCACUGACGUACAACGACCUUAUCCAGGCUCAGAAGGAGAUCUCGGCUCACAACCAGCAGCUGAAGGAGCAGACCAAGCAGCUGGAGAAAGACAACGGCGAGCUCAGGAACCAGAGUUUGCAGCUGCUGAAGGCCAGGUGCGAAGAGCUGAAGCUGGACUGGUCGACGCUGUCGCUGGAGAAUCUGCUCAAGGAAAAGCAAGCACUGAAAAACCAGAUCUCCGAGAAACAAAAGCAUUGCUUGGAGCUGCAGAUUAGCAUCGUGGAGCUCGAGAAGAGUCAGCGGCAGCAGGAGCUACUGCAGCUGAAGUCCUACAUGCCUCCCGACGAUUCGCACGCCCACCCACGCCACAAGCGCCACCUGAGCCGUGAGGUGGAGCCCGAUCACAGCACAUUCCACCCCGAGCUGGAGUGCUCCAAGUUCCCCGCAGGCCCCCACCUGAACGGCAUGAGCCCCGAGCUGUCCAUGAACGGCCAUGCCACGCCCUACGAGAUCCACGCCGCUCUUGGACGCCCGGCCUCCUCGUCGUCCUCCUCGUCGUCGUCGUCCUCCUCCAAGCAGGGCACCCCCCAGUACCCGGCUUCCCACCUGGACCAAGACAUAGUCCCCUGCACGCCCAGCCACAGCGGCAGGCAGAAGCCGGACAAGGCCUCUAGCUUGUCCUUGCCAGAUUACACCCGCUUCUCCCCGGCCAAGAUCGCUCUCCGCAGGCAUCUGAACCAGGACCACGUGGGCAGCGGGAAAGCAGCGCCCGCUGAGAACCACCAGAGGACUGAGCACGUGAAAGAGAACGGCCUCACCUUUUCAAGCCCUCCGAUGCCGAACGGCCUGAAGAUGAGCCCUCAGGAACCCCAACCCCCUUCUCCGGCAGCUUUGUCAGUAGCCAAUGAGAAGGCUUUGCGAGAGAGGACGUCCGUGAGUAACGGGGAGACCAUCACCAGCCUUCCCAUCAGCAUCCCCCUGAGCACAGUGCAGCCCAAUAAACUCCCCGUUAGUAUCCCCCUGGCCAGCGUAGUCCUACCUAGCCGUAUUGAGAAGGUGAGAAGCACCCCCAGCCCCGUCCACCAGAUCCGAGACUCCUUUUCGACACUUGAAAAACAAUAUGGUGCUAGUUCUCAUAACGGCAUUAGCGGUGGAAAGAUGCCACCUUUGGCUACCUCAGGUUUUUCUUACGUGUCUGGCUCCAUGGCGAUCAAUGGGGCGUUCCCAAGCAGCCCCGCCCCGCUGAACCCCACCAUUGACCACGCGGCCCUGGAGGACGCCUCCAGCUCGGGGAGCCUGUUCAACUCCAUGGCGGGGUCGCGGAGCUCCACCCCACAGCAGCCCUCCUUCCUGGCCAUGCCCUCACGGGCCUCAGCCCAGAGCUCCCCCGCCCACCAGCACUCUGCCAGCCCCAGGCUCAACGGCGCCCCCCAGGGCCUGGCCGGGGUCCUGCAGUAUGUGGACUCCCAGAAGGCACUGGCCGAGGGCGGCAGCGGCAACAGGGGUGACCCACCAGGGAUGGAGCCAGCCUUCUCUGACCCCGAGAGCGAGGGGAAGAGGAGGUUCAUCUUCACCAUCUCACCUGCCACCGGGACCGUCAAGCACUGCCCACCCGGCAAGCACAGUGCCCUCACGGCCAGCAUCCGGGCAGAGUGCGGCCAGGACGGGAAGAAGCGCGGACGGAGGAAGCGCUCCUCCACGGGGGCACCGGGCACAAACUCCGGUGUGUCGCCCAAGCGCAAGCCGCUGCCUGCGGUGGCUGGGCUCUUUGCUCAGCCUUCGGGGUCUCCCCUCAAUAUCAACUCCAUGGUCAGUAACAUUAACCAGCCUUUAGAAAUAACAGCCAUUUCUUCCCCUGAAAACUCCCUGAAGAACUCUCCUGUUCCCUACCAGGACAGCGACCAGCCCCCCGUGCUGAAAAAGGAGAAGCCCCUGAACCAGAGCAAUGGCAUCCAUUACUCGCCGCUGACUUCUGACGAGGAGCAGGGCUCAGAGGAUGACCACAACAGCACCAGAAUUGAGAGGAAAAUCGCGACGAUAUCACUGGAUAGCAAAUCUCCGCAGAAGCCGAUGGAGAACAGCAUCAGCUUAGCCGGGAGGAAGCAGGCCAGCGAAAACACGAACAGCAGCAAGUGGAAGUCAACCUUCUCUCCCAUUUCCGACAUCAACCUGACCAAAGCAGUGGACAGCCCUCUGCAGGCACCGUCACUGAGCCAGAACUCCCUUUUCGCGUUCCGACCGCCCUCCGAGGACGGCUCGGGGGGCGACAACAAGGUCUCGGCCCACCCAAGGAAGCACGGGGCCUCGGCCACCCUCGACGGACUCAGCCAGACCAUGAAUGGAUUUGCUUACAACAGCGGGCUGCUGGCCGACCUCGGUUUACAUAGCUUUAUUGACGGUGCUCCGCUCCCGCACAAGGCCGCUGCGGACGUGGCAGCGGCACUGGCGGGCAGCUCCCCACUGAGCUUCCUGGCGCAGCGCAGCAAGGAGGGCAGUGGGGUACCUGAGACGAACCCCUUCCUGAGCAAAAGGCAGCUGGAGAGCCUGGGAGCCCUCGUGAAAGGGGAAGACUCAAACUGGCCCAGCGGCCUCAAGGGCAAAGACCCCGGCGAGCUGAGCGUCCGCCUGGGAGCCGCUUUGGACAAGUCCUCGGUGCUCCAUGGCAGCAAGGCCGGGAAGGGCAGGGAAAGGGAGGCCAUCGAGCUGAAGAACGGCCACAACCUCUUCAUCGCUGCCACCGCCACCCCUCCCAGCGGCCUGCUCAAUGGCAAAGGCCUGACUGUGGCCCCCACGGGCAGCUCUCCUUCCUCUGUGCCCACCUCCUCCUCCUCCUCCAUGGUGGCUCACCCGUUCUUGAACUCGCUAACCACUGGCUCGCAGUUCCCCCUGGGCCCUAUGGUGACGAACUCCUCGGUACUGCAGUCCCUGUUUAGCUCCAUGCCGGCCGCUGGCCUGGUUCACGUCUCAUCGGCUGCCACCCGACUGACCAACUCUCACACGAUGGGCAGCUUCUCCCCCGGGGUGACAGGUGGAACAGUUGGAGGUAACUAAGGACCUUCUACCUCAACCCCCACGUGACCUAUGCAAGGCCAGCCUGGACCAACGCCUCUCCACUUCCACUUGAAGGUGCUGCCCUCAACCGCUGUAGACAGGGGCUUCUGGCUCCUCCGCCCCCCCCCCCAAUCUCUCUUUACUACUGGACACAUGCAGGAAAACCAGACGAGGAAAGAGACAGGCAAACGGAACGGAACCCUUGAGUCCUAAGCCUAAAAACCGGAAGAAAAUGCUACUGUGAAAUCUUAAGUGUAUGUCUGAACGGCCUCCGAUUUGUAUUGUUGAUAUAGUAUAGAUAUUUAUAUAUUUUUUAAAGUUUGAGAACACGUGUUUUCACAAAAGGCACCCCUCUCCGCUCUGUGUUUUGUUCACUCCAAGCAAAGUCUUGGAACUGGGAAAAACAUGCCGGGGAACGGGAAGAGUGGGGGGGGGGAGAGGAGGAGGAGGACUUUUAACAAACAAAAUUACAGAUUCCUCCCCGAAAUCCUGCUAAUAAUAAAAGGACAGGCCAACACAAGCGGAGACACAUCCAAAAGGUUCUCUUGGUGCUAUUCAUGCCUGACAGACGCUGUGCCUCUCUGGGCUGAGCUCCCCCGUGGUGCUUUUGUGUUUUUUUUGUGGGGCGCAGAGGCCUGGUUGUUUGUGUGGGGUGACCAAUACCAAGCCACGUUCAUAUAUAGAGUGAGUCUGACUCUUCUUUAUUCCACCCGCUCCCACGAGAUGUCUGGUCCAUUUCAUCGUCCGUGUCUCUUCCGCUCUGUAGUGAAGCCAGGGAAAUGAGGAAUCCAGGGCAGGUGGGUUAUCCUCCUCGGAGCUGGCCUGUUAAAAGCAACCUCAGUUGGCCGUUGGGCAGUAGCUGGCAUUGAGCAGGGCCCGGGGACGAACGGAGCCAGUCGUUUUGUAUGGGCGUCAAGGAGGGUUGAUGCCGGCUAUCUGCCUCCCCCCCCAUGCUGUAGAUCUGACCACUGAUGUGAUGUAAUGCUUAUUUGAAGGUGGGGAUGCGGCCAUCGCACUCCCCUCCCGGCUUCCCAGCAGAAUUCAGAUAUGGUGCUCGUGGGGGAUAAAACAUAGCCUCUCCCGCCCCAGAAGCAGACACCCCCGGGUGCGUUUCCGAAGCGAGGGGAAGGGGAUUCCUCUGCCUUAACUGUGAAACCCAAAAAGGGUCGUGUUUGGAGUUAAAAGAGGGUUGAGGUGGGGUGGGGGGGACCCUGACCCACUGGCUUCUGGGGUGGGUGGCGAUGAAAGCAACCCCUACCUUUCUGGCGGAAUGGCUCCCGCCAGGCAGCCAAGCACUGGCAGGCAUUUUCUCACGCCAAGGGCAGCUUCACCUGUAUUUUGGGACUCCGCCUCAGGCUUGGGCACCUUUCUUGCCCGGGUCCAGGCUUUGUAGUCUUCUA
This is a messenger RNA of Zootoca vivipara (common lizard), 6379 nucleotides long. It is a transcript of the gene DOT1L, whose product is annotated as DOT1 like histone lysine methyltransferase. NCBI's taxonomy places the organism in Eukaryota, Metazoa, Chordata, Lepidosauria, Squamata, Lacertidae. Gene Ontology annotation, biological process: regulation of transcription regulatory region DNA binding; DNA repair; DNA damage checkpoint signaling. Gene Ontology annotation, molecular function: histone H3K79 methyltransferase activity. The record is from RefSeq and is a predicted model, not a curated record. Gene Ontology annotation, cellular component: nucleus.